Messenger RNA from Haliotis rubra (blacklip abalone), 519 nucleotides. Its product is annotated as probable GPI-anchored adhesin-like protein PGA18. The record is from RefSeq and is a predicted model, not a curated record. Lineage: Eukaryota; Metazoa; Mollusca; Gastropoda; Lepetellida; Haliotidae. Bases 1 to 519 code for a protein of 172 amino acids. The transcript has a single exon.
AUGCCCAGUGAUCUUGUGACCAGUCUCCAUCCAGGAACCUCAGGCCUAGUGAUGCCCAGUGAUCUUGUGACCAGUCUCCAUCCAGGAACCUCAGGCCUAGUGAUGCCCAGUGAUCUUGUGACCAGUCUCCAUCCAGGAACCUCUGGCCUGGUGAUGCCCAGUGAUCUUGUGACCAGUCUCCAUCCCGGAACCUCAGACCUGGUGAUGCCCAGUGAUCUUGUGACCAGUCUCCAUCCAGGAACCUCAGGCCUGGUGAUGCCCAGUGAUCUUGUGACCAGUCUCCAUCCCGGAACCUCAGACCUGGUGAUGCCCAGUGAUCUUGUGACCAGUCUCCAUCCCGGAACCUCGGACCUGGUGAUGCCCAGUGAUCUUGUGACCAGUCUCCAUCCCGGAACCUCAGACCUGGUGAUGCCCAGUGAUCUUGUGACCAGUUUCCAUCCCGGAACCUCAGACCUGGUGAUGCCCAGUGAUCUUGUGACCAGUCUCCAUCCGGACCUCAGACCUGGUUAUGCCCAGUGA